CGGAUAGUCACUUGUUUCUUACCAUCAUCUACCUCGUCCCCGUACUCGCAGAAAACCUCGGCACCUCGCAUCUCCUCGAGUUCUCUACCCGCGUGCUCCUCGACACCGAAGAGCACCCAACCCGACCCCGUCGAUAUACGGUCGAACGUAUAUCGCUAGGUCGGCCCCAGCACCAGCGCAUGACCCAGCUCCAUGCCCACUUCCACUAUCGCAACAAGCAGGCGUUCCAGCGCCUGCUGGACGCCGACCGGGCUAAGCCCGGCGGUGGUGCACCCAGCACGAGCGCGGGGCGUGGAACUCCGGGCUCGUGGACGAGGACGCUAACGGCGUCGACGCUGGACGUGAACAAGCGAGACUGGCUUGGGCGGACGCCCCUCCAUCUUGCCUGCUCGGCGGGCUUGGAUGCCCUCGACUACGUGCGCAUACUGCUGCGCCAUACAGCGAUCAACGUCAAUUUGGCGGACGCGGAGAGCGGCUGGACGGCGCUGCAUCGCGCGCUCUAUGCGGGCAAUUUACCUGCUGUGUGCGUAAAUUGUCGAUAGCUUAUCGGACAGGACCUCGAGGGAUACACCGCCUUCGAUCUCUUCAAUGCGACCGUCGAGGGCACCAAGCCAAUCCCCAAUGAUUCCCGCGCAGAGCUCUUCACAUGGGGCAUCAACAAGAAU
Molecule: messenger RNA, 665 nt
Organism: Schizophyllum commune H4-8
Lineage: Eukaryota; Fungi; Basidiomycota; Agaricomycetes; Agaricales; Schizophyllaceae
Exons: 2
Coding region: 180-542 (120 amino acids)
Molecular function (GO): protein binding
Source: RefSeq, a predicted model, not a curated record